ACGCUUCUCACGAAAACUGGCGAGAGCAUCGUUUUUCACAUGCAUUUUUUCCGGAGUUUUCACGAAGUGAAGAAUAACAUAACCUAUCCCGAUAUUUAUUUACUGUGUUAUGACGUCGGAGAAGAACCUCGUUCGGUCGUUAAAUCGUCCGACAAAAAACCGUCGAUUGUUUUUGAACGUGUAGCGGAGAGACAUGGCGCGGAUCGAAGCCAGAUAAGUGCAAAUUAAACUCAGUUAUCAGCGCAGGUAACGAUGACGCGCAAAAAAAAUAACGAGCAGUGUUAUCGCGACCGUGGCGUUUUGUCAGUAAAAAUUUUCCGGAUAAUGUUCGAGGUCUACACUAAGGCCUUCCAAAGACAAAUGGAGGACCGGCAGGAGCUGGACGGGGCAAAAAAGCUGAACGAAGAACUGAAAACGCGACACAAACGACUAGAGGACGAGAACAAGGAACUGAAAGCGAAAUUUAACCGGAACCAAAUCGACAUCCUAACCAAGAAGAACGAAUUGAACAUGUUGUGGACGCAACUCCAAAGGGAAAGGAAAGCCACCAUGGAACUUAAUCAAAGGCUGCAAAUAUCUCGGGAACAAAUCGAGUCGAUUAGCAACCUAAUCGACGAGCUGCGUCCGAUCAAGGAACGACUGACGUUCAAGAAGAAUGUAGCCGAGUGCCUGCACGACAUGCUGGUGAAGACGAAGCUGAGGCUCGCUGAAAGCGAGCAGACGUUGCAGGAACUCCACGAACAGCUCACCGACUUGGAGUACGACGUGGAGAAGACUCGCGCGCUCCACCACAAACGCGUCGGCCAAUGGCAGGCCGAGUUUCUCGAAGCGAGGAUCAGGGAAGCUGACGUCAUACUCGAGUUUGACAAGUUGAAGCGCGAUGUCGCCACCGUCAAGCACGAACUCGAGGAGAAACGAUUGAUUCGAGAAGCCAAGCAAUCUACCGUCGGCACCACAACAAGCGUCAAGAUCAAUUCGAAGGGCAAAAAGUAUGAACGGAUAAUAGAGCAACGUGAACGAUCGAUAGCGAACACGGUCGAACUACAGAACGAGAUAGACCAUCUCAGGAUAUUGGCGAGGAAGCUGGCCGACCAAAAGGAAGACUGUGAAAGACGGAUGAGGUCGAACGAGGAGACGAAAUUGCAACUGCACGAGGUGAGGAGGAGCAAGUGGCAGAGGGAGUACGAGACGAACCAGAGCGUCGAGAUGUUGCGUGAAAAAUAUGCUCGGUUAGCGGAAAAAAUGGCGACGGAAUCGGAACGGGUCCGGGCAAGUAUAGAGGAGAAAGACCUGGCCAUAGGCGAGAUAGAAGAAAAGCUGAGGCAGCUUCAAACUAGGGUCAGUUCAGAGGAGGGAGUUCACAAAAACGAUCCCGAUUUGGACACCAUCCAAGAACUCGAGGACCGAAAAUCGGUUUUGGAACAAGAGAUAAGCGAAUUAAAAAAAACUUGACGGCCCUCGCUUCGUUUGCAGCUACUAGCAACGUUGCCGCUUCUUGGCAAAAGUAGCAUCUGUUUUGAUAUUUGGAAAAGGACACCCAAAAUAAUUCAGGUUUUACGGAAACUUACGUUUGUAUCCAAGUGCUGUAGGCAUGGGAUCAUUUGAAAGAGCGUUUACUUGUCGUCCAAGACAGUUUCUAAAAUGUAAGGUGUUAAAUUUGAAAAAUGAUGCUUUUUUCACAAAUAAAAACAAAUUUCACAAAAACACCACACAUUUUCGUAAUAACAAUAAAGCCCUUUAUUUUUCUUAUGGAAAGUGCUCUCAUAUCAGUUACUAACAAUAAUUAUUUAUUAUUACUAUUAACAAUAUCACAAAAAAAGUAACAAACGACUUUUUCAAAACAAAGACAUACAGAAAAAUAAAACAAAAAUUUUAAUGGGUUGAAACAUUUUACUGCAUUGUAACUACCAAACGAUCACUGAAGCGUGGCCUUUGUGUGCGUUGUUACAAAAAAAAUCCUUAUAGCGCUCAGAUAAAUGAGAGGAAAUAUGCCAAGUAGCACAUAAAUUUUAUUAUUCCACUAAAUAGUUGCAUGUUUGCUUUUUUGUUACUUCCUUUAAGACGGCCAGUAUGCUUUAGAAACUGACAUAUUUUACUAAAGUGCCUAAAGUUGUUGACCACACCGUAAUGAAAAUUUUAGUUCUUCUGAAAGCUAACUAGAGCUUAUGAUAAAGAAAGUGCCAAUUCGAAAAUAUACCACAGAGCUGCCCGAAAGCAGUAAAAAUAUUAUGACUAUGGGCUACUUCCGGUAAUAUUAGUCAUUUUGCAUUAAAUGAAACGAUAACCAAUAAUAAUUACGAUUAUAAACUGUACAGGGGUUGAUAGAUUUCAUAAGAGUACAUCAUGGUCUAAAUUUCUCAAAACAAAUGACUAUAAAAAGAAAAGGGCAAUAAUUUCUAUACAAAAUAUAGUUUGGUAUCUAGAGCACGAAACAAUAUUUGACAUUUUCACAUUCACAUAAAUAGAGACAAAUUUCUGUUUUCGCAAUGACUUUUAAUUUGAUUUAAUUCAAAUCGCAAAUAGAACUUCGAGCUUAUUAGAAAAAUAAAUAUAGAUUUUUUUUCAAAUGUAGUUAAGUAAAGUAAAGUUACCUGGUAAGAGUAUUAAAGUUAUUUAUUACAUACCUAUCCCAUUUAAGCGAAAGCCUAACUUCAUCAAGCCGCCAUAACUUAGAGCAUUUAACAAAACAUUUUUGUCGGCAUUAUUAUCGUAUAAAUUAAGAUUAAUUAAAAUUACAAUCUCUUUCACGAUUCUUGAAAAAUGAAAAAGUUGUUAAGGUCCGAUACGACACAGGUUGUUUUUAAAUCAAACGUUUUCGAUGCUGCUAAACAUAAUUUUAUUAUCAUUUAUUCAGUAUUCUGUAAUGGUGUUUUAGUGAAACGACAUUUAUGAAAUAAUUUUAUAGCAUUGUCAAAAGGACACCGCAGUGUUAUUUAAAAUUUUGAACUCACAGCUCUACUAAACAAAUUGUUAUAUAACGUUUUUAUAAAAUGGUAAAUAUUGUUGUAUUAUAUACCAUAUGUACUAAUACUAUACAACAUAUGAUUAUAUAACUUCUACUGGAUACAAUUGUUUUAUAUAAGCGCCAUAUUAAAGGUUGUUAAAAGUUGUUAAAUAGUAAGGUAUAUGACAAUUGACAAUUUGACUUGGGAUAAACAUUGGAUUUGAGAAUGUAGUAUCUUCAACGGAAGCAGUUAAUAGGCAAUUGCGUUUCCGAUGCUUUUAUUCCUCCUUUGCGAUUCAGGGGCGCCUAUACGUCUUUAUUUAAUUAUAUUAUUAAUAAAUAAAAUUUGCGUUCCGCCGUUGUUUUCAUUCAACCCCCGUAUUACAGGCGACCUUGAACCGGCGUCAAUAACGUCGUUACAAAUGUAGGUGAUCGUUUUUAUCGUUACACGCGAUCACGUGUCGUCCCGUGGCGACAAGUGUUUUCUUGGCACGCACCGCUGCCAAAUUGUACUUACGCAAUGGCCGAUUUUGCGAUACAUAUCCACACACACACCGAUGCGGUAAUCCGCCACGCCGAAAAGAUCACCCUAAAAUUAAACCGACACUACCGAACGCAUCGCGAGGGGAUAUUAAAAAACAUAUUACGGGUGUUCCACGAGGUUCUAUAUCGGGGCCGUUGCAUACAUGCAGAUACCCAAAACACGCUUAAUAUUACAUUUACCUACUGAUUCAAACCAGUGCUUGAUAGUUCCAGCUUCGAUACCUUACUAUUACACAUUAUAUUAUUAUUAUUAUUGCAUUAUUAUUACAUAUAAUAUAUCCGUUAUCCGUACUGACAGGGCUUAUCGAUUUCUUUCGUUUUUUUCUUGGUUAUUAGAUAGUGAAUUAAAAUUAUUUUUUACGUAUAUUUAAUAUUUCCUGUAAUUGGGUCGGGUUACCUGUUGCUAUUAUUAUUAUUAUACUACAUUUGCAUAUUAAAUUAUUAUUAUUAUACAAAGAAUUUGUAGAUAUUCUGCAUUUUACAACAAAUAGUGGAUUAUAAUUCGUACAUUUCACAAGUGAUGUAAAGCAUUGAUAG
Molecule: messenger RNA, 4024 nt
Organism: Cylas formicarius (sweet potato weevil)
Lineage: Eukaryota; Metazoa; Arthropoda; Insecta; Coleoptera; Brentidae
Exons: 6
Coding region: 253-1452 (399 amino acids)
Source: RefSeq, a predicted model, not a curated record